AUGGCUACUCAAAUCUUUGCUAGCCCUUCUCUACUCAAUUUGUCAAGUGAAACCUAUAAUCCUCUCUUUGCACGUUCUUUCAAGUCGCCGAUCUCAGUUUCAAUGCUGAAGCCGCAGUCGACAGUGGUAGGGAGCGCACGAUUUGGUUUCGCCCGUCGCUGCUGCCACUCGCUGGUCAAUAACGUUCAAAAUCGUUCUCUAUGGCCGGAGGAAAUCCUUUUAAUCCCUGGUUGUGAUUUUGAGCACUGGUUGGUAGUCGUGGAGGAGCUGGACAAAAGUUGGUCCAGAGAUCAGAUAAUCGAAAGCUAUAUCAUCGGAAGUGAAUAA
Oldenlandia corymbosa var. corymbosa is the source of this 327-nucleotide messenger RNA. Lineage: Eukaryota; Viridiplantae; Streptophyta; Magnoliopsida; Gentianales; Rubiaceae. The record is from the annotation of a GenBank genome assembly.